CAAACCCUCUAGACUCACAUGGGUUAUAAUUAUGAUACUGGAUGAAAUGCUGGAAAAUAAGCCCCUACUGUGCAGAUUCCUUACAGGCUGCAGAGUAAAGGAGAAGAAAAGACUGAUGUAUCUGGACAAAACUAUCUGAAGUUUUGCCUCUUCAGCUGCUCUGUCUCUAAAUAUCGCAUAAAGGUGGUUACAAAUUUCAAAUUAAUUCUGCCAAUUUCAUCUUUACUUAAAAAGCUUAGAAAAAUCGGUUAGAUUUCUUCUCUAACGUAUCUUUGUGAUACUGAUAACCAGCCAUAAAGGCAGUCGAAACAUUUCCCAGCUUCUCUGUACUACAGGUCAUUAUGGCCAAGCAUGUGUAAGGUCCCUCACUGCUCAAGUACUUGCAUGGAUCUGUGAUCCUGAGGCUCUGGCAGGCAUUCUGUUGGUGGGAGACAGCAGUGCCUCCCUCUAAAGACUACAGUUAACACCUCCACCCUGCAAACAUCUCUGCACUCAAGGAACUCUAUGUCAGUCACUCAUCAUGGUGCUGUGGCAGAACUUUCACACCCAACGCAAGGAGAUUUCUACACACCAACUUGUUUGCAGGGCCAAAACCUAAUUUUACACAUGCCAAACUGAGUGACAAACAAAUGAUGAUAAUGAGAAUGAUUAAGCCUACAUUUACUGUCAAGAGCUGGGGUUUAAUCAGUUAUGUGUCUAUUACAGUUAUAUUUUUCAGGCAAUAGGAGUUUUUAAAAUACCACGCUAAUCACAAAUAUGAGUUUCUGUCUAGCAGAGUCAAGAUUUGAACCAAAAUUCACCUUUUUUCACAAAACCAGUAUUACCUUUUAGCACUGCUUUAGUUUCAAUUAAAACAUAUACUGAGGGGGUAAGGAAAGCCUUAAUGAUACAUAGACCUCAAGCCACUCUUGCAAAGACAGAAAAUUUAAUCUGUAUGAAAAUAUAUACCUGAGUCUUGAGUUGUAAUAAAUUCUUACAGCAACUGUAACUUCAAAUAAUGUGAAAUUUCUUGUUUUAAAUUACAUUUUUGAAUUAAGGUGAAACUUACAUUGAUGGGACCUCAUAAGUAUGUAUGAUUUAUUAAAUAUGCCUGCUGGUGGUUUGUAGACAUCUCAUAAGGCUCUUGAAAGAGUUUCCAGGGAAAUUUUGUGUAAUCUGGAAUAUUUUGUGAUUUAUAUACUGUACAAGCAUCAGAGAGGACAUUUCUUGUAACUGCCAGUGCAUUUAAUUCUCCUGAAGAGCUUUUCUUUUUUUUGCUUGGCUGAGGUUCUCUCUAGAAUCAUGUACAACUACACACUGGCUUAAUGAAGCCUAGGGUGUUGGAUUCCAAGUGAAGAUAGAAAAUACUUGCUCAUUCUGAGGGAAUCACAUGCCCACUCUUUGGAAACAUUCCCCAGAUUUUCAUUAUCUUGUUUGCUUUCCCUUUCCCGCCUCUACACAGCACAAGCAAAGCCCACUGUGUUUCUGCUACCAAUAUGGAUAAUUACUGAGCACUGUACUAAUGAAAAUAUGUAUUGCUAAAUUAAAAUAGUCUCUUCUAGAGAAAAUUGAAUGUGGCAUAAAUACUAACAAUUGGAAUGUCUCUAUUCAUUUUUGUUUUUUCUUUGAAAACUUGGAUACAAGUAAUUUUUUGUAUUUUUCAUUUUUUAUUUCUUUGUUUUUUGUGUCUCCGAAUUACUGACUGACUGUAUUGUUCUUUAAAAAACAACAAAAAAAACCCCUCUAAAAUCCAACAAUUUAUCUUUUAGAUGCAUAUGUCAGAGUUUUUUCUUCACUUCAAAAUGUUUUGGAGAUCCUCUUAGAAUGUCUUGAGAUGUGAACUGAAGAAUCAAUACUUGGGGAGAUUAAAUAAAACAAAUUAAAAAUAGAAAUUUAAGCAAAGAGGAAAAUGUAAUUACCCAUGCCUUCUGUGUACAUUAAGAAAGUUACUGAGAUUAUUAUGCAUUAAACAACUGAUUUAAAUAAAUCUAUUGUGACAUUAAAACAAUAUGUACAUCACUCUAAUGAGAUAUCUGAUGUUGGAUAAACACACAAGUCCUGAUUUUUCAGGUUUCUACAAAACAAAGCUAACAGAAAAUUAAACACAAUCAUUAAUUUUGGAAAGAGCUGCCUUUAAAAGGCAGUUCUCGCAUAAUUUGAUAGCUUCUGGGAUUAGAAAUAAAACACUGUUCUAUUCCUCUAAUAAUUCUAGCCUAAACUCUUUGUAUGUGUUCCAUCCACUUGAGCAUUACUAUACUUCUCCUGAUGUUACCUUUCAUGUUUGGAAUGGACUUCUGCAACUGGCAGCAGCUUCUUAAAUAUGUUUACCUGUCACUCUGCAAACCCCUAACUCUGGAGUGACCUCUUUUUCUGAAAAUUAAAAGAAAAAUUAUCUCAUUAGGGAUGCUUGGUCUGAACAGCAGCUAUAGUCACUCCAUGAAUUUCCCUGUCACAGAGCUGAUGUGCUUUCCAGCAGGCAAGCUUUGGAAGUCUGCAUUGCUGCUGACAGUGCUGUAACUAUUCUCAGAGUUUUCAGUCAGGUCACUUCCAGGAGUGCAGAUUACCAAGUUGUAUGUAAAAGAAAUAAAUAUUCAUAUGGAAGUCUGAUGGGGACUGAUCUAACUUACGCUAAAGCUAAUGGCAAAUUCCCAUUCUCUUGACCCUAACUGGAUUAGGGUGAAUGUAUUAUCCUUUUUGUUUAAAUGCCACGUUUUACUAAUUCCAGUAUUUUAUCCAAGUUGUGAAUGUAGCCCUCACUCAAAUGCAUUAUUCACAAUCCUUUUAUCAAAAGAUACAGCAUGCCUCCACAGUCUUCUGUAGACAGCUCACUGCUCACACUUCCCAUGCUUCAAACAAACUAAAUCUGAGCAGCCUCUUCUUUGAUAAUACUGUGCUCUGGGUAAUUCCUAUGGGGUACAUCAUGCCAAGCAAAAAGAUAUAUAAAUAAUGACAGGAAAUAGCUUGUCUCCAAACACUUUGCAAUGCAGGCAUCUGCAAAAUAUUUUGGAAAUAUCUCUACACAAUUCAUAGGUCCAGCAGGGAAUUUUUCUUUCAAGAAAAUUAGGACAGUGCCUGUCACAAGUGGCAUCUUUACUUCUAGUACCAUUAAGGGCAAACAAAAUAUAUUUACAGAACAAAAGAUGGUGUAAAUGAAACAAACUACACAACUGCAAAACCUUACAGACUGUGUGGAAAAAUUGGAAAAGUGUUUUCCCUCAUAACAGAAUAAAAUCACUGAAAUUUUGAAAGGUUUGGACUUUCUUCACUUUUCACAUACAAAGCAAAACUACAAUAUCCCAACAUAAAACAUAAGCUCAGCUUCUUCUAUGCAGAAUUCAGUGUUGUAAUGACUCCUGAGCACAAGUGGAAAUAAAACCAUUGAGGUACAGUUAAUAAUUUCCAGUAGUUAUUUAUGGAUCGGAUCAGUAUUUCACACACAUUCUAAGAAGUAAGUACUCAUGCUUGCAGUCCCAUGGGGCACAGGGGAAUUGCUUAUAGCAGAACAAAUGAGAAAGUGCUGCUUCCGUGUCAAGGUAAUGGUUAACAAAAUGGGAGUUUAUAAAAAAAAACCCACCCAAACCUUAGGAAAGCUAUUUUCAGGUUAUGGGAUGGCAGAUUUAUACUUAAACAGAUGAAUAUUAUUCACUAAGAAAACACAGCAACAUGCAAUCCAUUUUGAAAUAAAUAUAAAACACAUUAGUUAAAAUGUGAUGCAUUCCAAUCAUAGAAUGAACAGUAUUAGCUGCAUAGCAUACAAAAUAUCCUAAAUAGGUGGACCUUGGGAGAAACUAGCUCUCUAUUUUACCUCUUUCAAUUUACUGCUGCAGCAUCAGGAAGGGGGAGCCUCCUGCUUUCCCUAGACUUCAGCACAAGGUUUUGCUCCUCAGCAGUUCCUCUUCCACAAAUAUCUGAAGCAUUUAGAACUGUGACUCACCCAAGCCCACCUCGGGGCAGCUGUAGCAUGAGAGGGACUCGACAGCAGUGAGUCCAUAGGAUUCCUGCUCCGUGGUGCCAGACCUAGUGCAGCUAAUGAGAUCCUCCCCUGAUGCCACUGCUCCUACCAGAGAAUGCUGUGAAGAAUGAAGCAUUUGUGGCACUACGAGAGCUCAUAAAAGCAGCUGCCACUGUUUCUCUUCGCUGUCUCCACAAGAGUAAGGGAUAAAACCAACAGUGAAAGUUUAAAUCCUAAAGGGAUAACAAUUUACAUCAGUAUUCUUUGAGUGUCUCAACUCUUAAUAUGGUUGCCCCCCACCCCAAUAUCAAGGAGGACAAUUUUUCUUUGAUGGUAUUAUCUGGAGGAACUCUUUUAUCAGCUACUGGGAAAAAUGGCAAGAAGUUCCUUUUUCUUGGACCUUGGUGUGUGCUAAGCUCUCCCUCUGGGCACUAAGCCCCCUGGUUCCUGUCCCUCCCACCCUUCUCCGAGUGGCAUGAGCUGCAAAAAGGCAGCCAGCUGCUUUUGCAUGCAGGUUUCUGUAAGAAAGGCAAGCUGUAAAAUUUGGCUGUAGUCUGUAAGAGAAAGUGGAGGGUGGAAGAAAAACACCUGAGAACUGCUUCAGUAGGAGCUAACUUUCCAUUCAGAAGCAAGCCGGGCGACUUUAAAGCCAGAGUUCACUUUAUUUGAAGGCAGCAACAUUCUUCACACAGAAAAACGGAAGAAAAAAGCUGUCAUCAGCCGGGUGGUGGUACCUUUUGAGCAAGUUUGUUUGCCUCCUGACUCCACCUGCUGGGAAGACACCCCACUACCUGCUAUCCGCGCUGACAUGAUUGUCAGGAGCGCUGAGGUGAAUCACCGUGCGCUCGCUCCGGCUCCCACCCUCACGGUGGCUCUCUGGAUGUUUAAAUAUUGGGCAGCUUGCAACAGUCAUAGCAGAAAAGUCCUCCCCUGCACUACUUCAUGCACCACCACUCCACGCUCUUCCGCGAGAUAGGGGGUGUUGGCUUAAUUGCUCCUGGAUGCCCCUGUAGCUGGGGUCUGCUUUUCUGAGGAGACCAGAGGUGCCCAGAGGUGCUUGGAACCAGGUCUUCCUCGGCCUCUUCUUAGAGUCAGUUCGUUUAAAACGCUUACAUGACUUCUGGAGCAGAAACGCGAUUUAGAUGACUCUGCCGUCGGAUGAAUGCUGCGGCCACCUCUUGUUCAUCCUCCCCAGCUUGGUGGACGAAAGGUCAUCUGCAACGUGUCUCUCCAAGAAGACUCCACAAUGAGAAAAACAACCCAGAGUUGCUUCUUACUCAUCAUCCUUCUAACUAGAAUUGUUCCAAGUCUUUCUUCUACUGUAAAUUAUACUGAUCCUACAUUAGAGCCUGUAGUAACUGAAAAUUCAGUCAUACGGCAGAAGAUAAUAGAUUCGCAGUUCAAAUGUUAUGAGAGGAUGAACAGAGCUCCUCCAUACAAGAAAAAAGGUCUGUUCUGCAACCGAACAUGGGAUGGCUGGUUGUGCUGGGAUGACACACCUGCUGGAAGGCUCACUGCUCAGAAUUGUCCUGAUUAUUUUCCAGACUUCGAUCCAACUGAGAGGGCCUCAAAAUAUUGUGAUGAAACUGGAAAUUGGUUCCGCCAUCCUGAGAGCAACCGAACUUGGUCCAACUACACCCUGUGCAACUCUUUCACCUCUGAAAAAUUGAAGAUGGCAUUCAUACUUUAUUAUAUGGCGAUCGUUGGCCACGCCUUGUCUAUAACAUCCCUGUUGAUUUCCUUGGCAAUUUUCUUCUAUUUCAAGAGCCUCAGCUGUCAAAGGAUAACACUGCAUAAGAAUUUGUUUUUUUCCUAUGUGCUGAACUCCAUGUUUACAAUUGCUCACCUCAUUGCUGUCGUCCCCAACCCAGGCCUUGUAAAAAGGGAUCCUGUAAGCUGCAAAGUGCUGCAAUUCUUUCAUCAGUACAUGCUGGGCUGCAACUACUUCUGGAUGCUCUGCGAAGGCAUUUAUCUUCACACGCUGAUCGUGGUGGCAGUGUUUGCUGAAGAGCAGCGUUUGCACUGGUAUUACCUCUUGGGCUGGGGGUUCCCUUUAGUGCCAGCAUCCAUUCAUGCAGUUGCAAGAGCCAGAUACUUCAAUGAUAACUGCUGGAUGAGUGUUGACACACACUUGCUUUAUAUUGUUCAUGGACCUGUAAUGGCAGCUUUAUUGGUCAAUUUUUUCUUUUUGCUGAACAUUGUCCGAGUUUUGGUGACAAAGCUGAGAGAUACCCACCGUGCUGAGUCCAACAUGUAUAUGAAAGCUGUCAGAGCUACUUUAAUCCUGGUGCCCUUACUGGGAAUUCAGUUUGUUAUUAUUCCCUGGAGACCAGAAAACCGACUUGCUGGAGAAAUCUAUGAUUACAUCAUGCACAUACUAAUGCAUUACCAGGGCUUACUUGUGGCUACCAUAUUCUGCUUCUUCAAUGGUGAGGUCCAAGGAGCUCUGAAGAGGCAAUGGACGCAGUACAAAACCCAGUGGGGCCAAAGGCGCCGAGAGCACUGUUCCACGCGAUCUACCUCCUACACGGCCACGUCAAUCACUGAGGUCCCUGUGUACCUGUACCAUCAUGAUGCCAACAAUGAACAGUUAAAUGGAAGAUACGUAGAGGACUCUGAACUGGUUGCAUUAAAAUCUGGAGACACGUCUGCCUAGCUCAGCACCAGCCGCUGCAAACACAUCGUUCAUGUUCUGCUUGUGAAAAAAACUGGGGGAAGGGUGGGAGUGUGGAAGACCAAGAUGCUGUGUCAGAGUGAAGGCCCAGGCAGAAGGACACAUCCUAUUCAAACCACAUCAACUUCUGGCAGCAAUGAUGUAGGGGGAGUGUGAUGCAGACCUGGAAUAGCAUUUCUUCCUGUGCACUGCAGCAGGGAGUAAACAUGGACCUGCCCAUCAGGCUGUGCAAUAUCCACAUCUCCUGAUACCUGUAUGAAGUGACCAUCUGACAUUUGCAACAGCCCCAGGUAGCCAACAGCAAAUAGGAAAGAAAGAACCAGUAUGUGGCUAUUGGAAACUUUCAGCACUUUUUGCUUUUGGUACUUUUCCUUAAGACUAGAUUUCAAACCAUCAACUUUCACAAAGUGUAACUGACUUGGAGUCCUUUAUUUUUCCCUUAUAAUGAGCUUGAUGACUGCUUAAAAGAUUUUGCACAUUGCGAGAAAAAUCAACUAUAUGAACAGCAGAAAAUCAUUCCAAAGUAUUGAAAUCUUGAUGCUUUCCAAAGAAUGCCACAAAAUAAUACCAUCCCCAAAGGACACCCCAAAAUAUUACCACCCCAUCAGCAGGGGCAUAAAGCAAAUUAACGUGAAAUAGUCAUUGCAUACCAAGAUCUCAAACACCCUCAGAGAAACAAAUUAAUUAUUCAGCCUUAAUGACACAAGUCCUGAAGGCAUCUCAAAAUAGAUUUCAUUUAACAAUACUGGUAGUUCAAGAAUAUUUAUUUAUAGGAAAAAUUGUCACCCUAUUACUCUGCCCAGAAACUUAUCAUUAAGACACAAUUCUCUCAUUCUGAAUAAGCUGUGAAAUUUGUUUGGGGACUAUGUUUUAUUGAAUAGGCAUUCUGAGUUGAGUGCUAUGUGAAUGCUUGUCUCUGUUGUAAAUUUUUUAUCAUGGCAGGAAAUGUUCCCAUGAAAGAAAUCAGGAACCAAUAUCUUAGCACAGGAAGCAUCUACUUUUAGAAUCUGGUUGCUCUCCUGAGUUUCUAAUCAUUACAUAGUCUUGCCAAAUGCCUUUAUGAUCUAUUUCUGCUUCUAUUGAAAUUAGCACACAAAUCCCUGUUAACUUGGAAGAAUAAUGGACAACUCUCUUCAAUGUUCAGGAAUGAGCUACGUUACGCAAUGCAGUGUAGACUUCAAAAACAUGAGGCCAUUUCCUCCACAGUGAUUUGAAACCAUUUUUAAAUAUUGUAUCCAGCCAGGCUGACUUUCCUUCCCUGACACAACCAGACCCUAAGCUUUACCCUCAAUCUGUAGAUUUUAAAUGAAGAAAAAAUGUAUGUGUCUAGCUACACGGUCAUCAUCUCACUGGAAAAGUCCCUUCCAGGAAUGAGUUCAUGAGGCAGAGCUGUAAAGCCAGCACUAUGAGGAGAGACCAGAUUCGCCCUGUCCAUACAUGAGGCAAUGCCUUGCAGGGAAGGAGGCUGCUCUGUUUUCACCAGCAGCACACCCACCAGCUGUGGCACGUUGCCCCCAGAAUGAGGAGGAAGCUGCCAGCUCUGCCACUGUAGAACAAAAGAGGAGCUGGGGAACAAGAAGGAAUUGUCUGCGGGCGGUGCAGAUCAUCAUGUGGUCAAUCCAGCAGAACACCCAGAAGAAACUACCAUCGUGUGUGUUUGUUCAAGCCACAUACCUGUUUUUCAGACUUCAAGGAAUACAAAGACAGUUAUUUUUUCAAACAAGAGUAUUUCUCAUAUUGCUAUUUCUACUUUCACCAGUGAACAAUAGGAAUGGAGGAGCCAGUUGUUAAAGACAAUAAAGUGGCUCUGCUAUGAAUCUGUAUUAUUCUGCAUAGCUUUGGGGCACACUGCACUUCCCAGGAGGGCUUCAGAAGGCAUUCCUGCUUUCUAAAGACACAAAUGAGCUGAUUGUAAAAGAAAUGUGCAUAAUAUAGAGAGUUUAAUGAUGAACAUGUUGGUUUUAAUAAUGUAAAGUUUACAAUAUGUAAGUGCAAGUUGUUUCACAGUCAGUUCCUUUAGUGUGGAUGUACAAAAUGGAAAUGCUUUACCAUUAUGCUGAUUGUUCUCUUUCUUCUAUAAUGAUAUUUCCUUGCUCUGUUUAGUAGAGUGUUCUGAAAAGUCAGAUCAGGAUCUGAGGUUUAGGAUAUUAUUUGCAGCUUCAGUGUGCUUGUGUCAGUCUUUAUGGAAGCUUUGGUUUCAGCCAAGGGAUGAUGAUUUCCAGCCACAAAAAUAUUGGUAUAACAUACGCAAUGACUUUAGGGCUGUCAUCACACUUGGGUUUUGUAGAAAAGGCUGAGUUUUAAAGGUACUUACUGAGUAAUUUCUAAUCAAAAUAUUUUCCAAUGGGAAAUGCUAUUUUUCUUCAUCUCAACAUGGUUUGAAAUGCCAUAAUUGCACACAUAAGGUAUAUUUUAUUCUCUGCUUUAUAAAUUGCACCAUACACUAGUGACAGUAAUACUGAGAAUGCUGAUACAACCUCAAUAAUUCCAAUUAUGACAGUAGGGUGGUUUGACUCAAAUAGAUUUCACAAGAACAGCAGACACAUGUAAUUAAUAUAUCAGUGUAUCAAAAGGUAUGGAAGGAGCUGACACUUGAAUCAGUGGAUUCAAGGUGUAUUUUAAGAGGAAAGCAACUUCACAUCUAUCAGUUCUGCAGUAUCUACUUCCUCUCAAACACCACACCCAACACAUGAAAACCCAGUUUAGUGAGGAUUUGCUCUUGCGGAAGGUUUUGUGUGGUUGCUCUGAGCAACCAAAUCUAUCAGGAAGAUAGAUUUAGUUGGAUGCUGGUUGUUAUUCUUUACGAGGUACAGAAACACAGCACAAAUUAAAAUAUUUGUUGUGGCAUGGGAUGUUGAAAGUAAGACUUGAUUUUUAUUUUAUUUACUUAAUAAAUAUAUUUUAUCUGAAAUAAAACAGCAACAAAAGUAGAACAGACAAUUUUCUCUGUAUUAAAAUUGUUAGCAAUAAUGCUACCUUAAUUAAAACACUACAGAGUGCUCUCACAUAGCAAAAUAACUCUGCUUUAGGAUAAGAGGAUAAGAGCAAAAGUGGUGAAUUCUGUUCUCUUCUCCCAUUCUUUGCCAGCCUCAAUAAACAAAAUAUGAGCUGACUUACAAAGAUCUGAAACACUGAAAAUGUGAAGGUACCUACAUUUCCACUGCUAGAAAUUUUUAAAAUUUGUUGUGUCUUUGUGAAUCUAAAUACCGCUCAAAAAUUUGAGGAUUUGUAAACUAAAAGUCAUUUGCGUCAAUCCCAAGCCAAUGAGAACCUGCAGUGUGAACAUGUCCUCUCUGCCCUCUACACAACUUUUUAUGUACUUCCAGAUGGAUCCCAAACCUGUAUUUAGGAACCCCUUUACUGAGCAUUCAGAGCAUAAUUGAGAAAAUAACGUAAAUCUCAGCGUCACAAAUACAGAUCAGCAAGUUGCCCUCACCCUAAUAAAGAACGUCUGUUUUUAACAGUGAAAUCAAGUGCUGAGAAGGCUCCCAUUGCUGAACAUGUCUUACUGCUGCAAAGGAAGAAUUGGGGUAAAAUGACUAACCAGGUUGUGGUAUUGUGAGCCUCACAAAACACAAAUCAGCACAGUCAGCACUGGGGAUGAUUUAGACCCAGCUCACCUGCCUUGGCAUAGGAACCAUUUAGAUGACCUGCUGAAUCCCUGUCAAAACUUAUUUUCCAUUCUUUCAUAGCAGCAAAGAUGGGCACUGUGCUCUGCUGGAGCAGGAAGGUAUUUAACUCUCCUUAUAUGGCAUUUAAGAUUUUCUUCCUAAUCCAAUUUCAGAACCUCACAAGACUAUUUUUAAGAGAAACAAUUAUCUUCAACCAAUUUUUAAAGGACAUCAGCAUUGAUUUUAUGACUCUGGUCCCUUUUCUCACUGCAAGAAAAAGCAGUUUUGAGAAGUGGCCACACUACAGGAGGUUACUUUGUGUAAUGUGCAAUAUGUGCCCAUGUGUGACUACAUGUAACUCUCCCACACCCCAGUGCUGGUGAUGUUGGUUUGCACAAUACGGUCAAAGAGAUACAGCUCCUUCCCUCAUAUGCUUUGCAUUUCUCUCUCCCUCAGUAUCAUUAUCAUAAGAUGCAUUUAUUUCCCAAUCUGUG
Molecule: messenger RNA, 10710 nt
Organism: Passer montanus (Eurasian tree sparrow)
Lineage: Eukaryota; Metazoa; Chordata; Aves; Passeriformes; Passeridae
Gene: CALCR
Product: calcitonin receptor
Exons: 13
Coding region: 5094-6587 (497 amino acids)
Biological process (GO): positive regulation of cytosolic calcium ion concentration; adenylate cyclase-activating G protein-coupled receptor signaling pathway; cell surface receptor signaling pathway
Cellular component (GO): plasma membrane; axon
Molecular function (GO): calcitonin receptor activity; amylin receptor activity
Source: RefSeq, a predicted model, not a curated record